CACAGACUUUUAAUGAAUUAAUACUACCAUAUAAUGAAAACAAUUUUGGCAAAAAUCUUAACUUUGAUAAUUUUGAAAAUAGUACUGCUACUAAUGAAAAUUCUAAUAAUAAGCAAGAUAUGACCAAUAAUACUAAAUUAGAAAAAUCUAAAUAUAAUUUAGUACAACAAGAUGGAAAAUAUAUGGUUUGUACAUGGUGUAUUGAUGCAAAAUGUAAUAAUAUUUUCGUAACAGGUACUCA
This is a messenger RNA of Dentiscutata heterogama, 241 nucleotides long. Lineage: Eukaryota; Fungi; Glomeromycota; Glomeromycetes; Diversisporales; Gigasporaceae. The record is from the annotation of a GenBank genome assembly.